Raphanus sativus (radish) is the source of this 1192-nucleotide messenger RNA. RefSeq names its product aldo-keto reductase family 4 member C10. Gene Ontology annotation, molecular function: aldose reductase (NADPH) activity. Gene Ontology annotation, cellular component: cytosol. NCBI's taxonomy places the organism in Eukaryota, Viridiplantae, Streptophyta, Magnoliopsida, Brassicales, Brassicaceae. The record is from RefSeq and is a predicted model, not a curated record.
AGUCAAACUCAUUCAUCCUUCUUGUCUCUUUCUGAUCUCACUCAAUCACUCUCACCAACUUUCUGUGGCUCAUGGCAGAGGAAAUCAGGUUCUUCGAGCUCAACACCGGAGCGAAGAUACCAUCGGUCGGUCUCGGAACGUGGCAGUCUGAUCCUGGUCUUGUCGGAAACGCUGUAGAAGCCGCCGUUAAGAUCGGGUAUCGCCACAUUGAUUGUGCUCAAAUCUAUGGCAACGAAAAGGAGAUAGGGUUAGUCCUGAAGAAACUGUUUGAUGAUGGAGUUGUUAAGCGUGAGGAAAUCUUCAUCACAUCCAAACUCUGGUGUACUUAUCAUGAUCCUCACGAUGUCCCAGACGCUCUUAACAGAACUCUACAGGAUCUACAGCUUGACUAUGUCGAUUUGUACCUCAUCCAUUGGCCUGUUAGUCUCAAGAAAGGUUCUACUGAUUUCAAGCCAGAGAACAUUCUGCCGACUGAUAUUCCUAGCACAUGGAAAGCAAUGGAAGCACUCUUUGAUUCGGGAAAGGCACGAGCCAUAGGUGUAAGCAACUUCUCAACCAAGAAGCUAGCAGUUCUCUUGGAGGUGGCUCGUGUCCCUCCAGCUGUUAACCAGGUGGAGUGUCACCCUUCUUGGCAACAAACCGUGCUCAGAGAUUUCUGCAAAUCCAAAGGCGUUCACCUCUCUGGUUACUCUCCGUUGGGUUCUCCAGGGACAACUUGGCUCACGAGUGAUGUUCUGAAGAACCCGAUUCUAGGCACGGUUGCUGAGAAGCUAGGCAAGACUCCUGCUCAAGUUGCUUUACGCUGGGGUCUCCAAAUGGGUCAAAGUGUGCUUCCAAAGAGCACACAUGAAGACAGGAUCAAACAGAACUUCGAUGUUUUCAGCUGGUCCAUACCCGAUGACAUGUUAUCCAUGUUUUCUGAGAUUGAACAGGGAAGGUUGGUGAGAGGCAUGUCUUUUGUUCAUGAGACGAGUCCUUAUAAGAGUCUUGAACAGCUUUGGGACGGUGAGAUAUGAUAUGAGACUCUAUCAUCAUCGGAUCAUCAUAUGCCCAAAUCAUUCACGGGUUCGUGAAAGAUGUCAGUUUGUUGUUAGUACUGCAAACUUGUUUCUUUCGGAGAGGUACAAGAUUUCUCUAAUCGUCCUCCCUACGUUUUCAAAUCUUCAAUAAAUAAAAAGACACUUCUACUCCA